ACAAAGCAGGAGAUCGGAUUGUCAUCGGCAUCGUUCAGUGUGACCGUAACAUCGGCGAACACUAUUUACCAACUGCCUAUCGACCCUCCACCGCAAGCUAUCGAUUACAUCGAUAGUCUUAGCGCUUAAACGCGGUCAUACUUUUUAGGCUGGCCAAACUUCUCUUUACAUAUUGCAUUUAAAUUUCUUUUCAAAUGUCUCUGGAGUUAAAUAAUUUGAAGCGCGAUUUGGCAGUCCAAUUCCCUGGCUUGUACAUUGAGCGCAGAAAAAACAGCGCUCAUUGCAUAGACGGGGUUAUUUAUAUAAAUGAUAAGUGGAUACGCCUAAAACUUUAUUUACCGCAUUUUCCAGAACUGCGCGACUUUGAAUUACAUGUGCAGCAGCACUUGGAAUACAAAAGCUACAACAGCGCAAACUUCCAGAUCCAGACCAAUUGGCAAGUAACGGAUCUACUGUCAAAUCUGGGACAGCUUGUACCCGAAACAGUUGUCUUGGACGCCUGCCCGACUGCCCAACAAAAAUCUAAUGUCUACACCGAGAUUCUGGAGCUUCACAAACCACAGCAGUAUCGCCUUCAACUGAAUGAGAGUUGCUCGCGCAUUCGCUUCUGUAGCUUUGCCGAGCAUGAAGCGCAUUAUCUAGAAUUGGAGCUGCCCACUUUGCGACUAAUAGAACACAGCCUGCCACACUGCAUUCAACUGGCAGAUAUAUUGGCUAGCAGCUCGCGUACACUUACGGACAUAUUGCAUCUCUAUCUGAAGCUGCUGGAGGAUCUGCGUCCCUUUUACGAAAGCUUUGCCAGCAUUGAUGAGUUGUGCGAUGUUCUACAGCCUUAUCCUAUUACCACUAAACAUAACACACGUGUGUUUCCACUGAAAGAGCGUGUGUAUCUCAAACUGACCAUAGCCGAUCCCUUUGCUAGCUAUGCCUCCAUGGCUGUGCAGAUUAUAGGACCCACCGAAGAGGUGGCCCAAUUACGGCAUGUGCUUAGCGAUGGACUCGGAAGCUGGGACAUUGAGCUGGACAUGCAUAAGAACCUUUUGAACAUAUUCGAUUUAUGCUACUUUCCCAUGCCAGCUGAUUUUGAACAGCCAAAGAAGGAUGAGGACGAACAGCAGCGUUGUAAUAUUUGUUUUGUCUAUCGUUUGGACAGCGGUGAGGUGCCAAUUGUGUCGUGUGAUAAUCCUCGCUGUGUGCUAAAGUGCCAUGCUGCCUGCCUGAAGGAAUGGUUUGACACGCUGAUCGAUGGCAAAACCUUUCUGGAGGUGUCCUUUGGCCUAUGUCCGUUCUGCAAGGCAAAGCUGUCCACCUCUUUUGCAGCGCUUUUGAAGAACUAAACCAAAUUUCCAAAAUAUUUUAACUCACGCUCUAUGAAUGUAUUCCGAUUUGAUUGUAUUUAUGUAUUUACUUAAAAUACAACAUUUAUUAAUUUAAAAUGAAGAAAGAGUAAAUCACGCCGAUAUCUUAAA
This is a messenger RNA of Drosophila novamexicana, 1469 nucleotides long. RefSeq lists its product as uncharacterized. The coding region runs from base 195 to 1337 and encodes 380 amino acids. The record is from RefSeq and is a predicted model, not a curated record. Gene Ontology annotation, cellular component: nucleus; Fanconi anaemia nuclear complex. Gene Ontology annotation, biological process: interstrand cross-link repair; protein monoubiquitination. Gene Ontology annotation, molecular function: ubiquitin protein ligase activity. Lineage: Eukaryota; Metazoa; Arthropoda; Insecta; Diptera; Drosophilidae. The transcript is spliced from 3 exons.